GAAAUUGAGCAAGAACAAUGCUAAGAAUAGAAUGAUGAAAACUAUGAAUCAUCACAGCGGAAGCAAGCCUAAUCGAGAAUAUUAUUAUGAGAUGGGUGGAAAAGAUGGGACUCCUCCAACCAUAGAUCAAGUGUUCUUUGAGACACACAAGAGCGGUGGUGUAAUUGUGGAACAAGCAGCAUUAGAAAGACAUGCUGAACUUGUUCAAACUCGUGAAGCUAAUCCGGAUUUGGAGCCGAUAGAGUUGGUAGAGAAGUGCUUUGGAGAACAAAAUCAUGGACAUAUAAUUGGCUAUGGUGGUGGAUUGAGGCCUAAAGACUUGAAAGGUCCAGAAGCAUUAAGUAGGGCUGAAUUGGCGAGCAAAUUAAGACACUCUAAUGGGGAGAAAGCAGACAUGGCAGCUAUGAUAGCAGAUCAAGCAAAAGUAAUUUCUGAAAUGAGAGCUAUGAUGGAAAGGAUGGCACAAAGGUCCGACCUUCCUGCUUGUCAAAACAGCCAGUCUUAGGUAUGGAAGUUUAAUUGGAUGGUAUACAUGACACCAAAGUUUUUGUUGCUGGAGGAAGCAUGAUAUUUUGAACUUUUAACUCUAAAAUAGAAAGAGUUUUAGAUGUUUGUUGUAAUCUUUUGAAUCAUUUUGGCUGGUGUCAUGUCUUGCAUUACUGUUAGUGGUUGAGAUGG
Molecule: messenger RNA, 678 nt
Organism: Linum tenue
Lineage: Eukaryota; Viridiplantae; Streptophyta; Magnoliopsida; Malpighiales; Linaceae
Source: the annotation of a GenBank genome assembly